AGAAUGGAAGCUGAGAACUCCUCCGUGACAGAGUUUAUCCUCGCAGGCUUAACCAACCAGCCGGGACUCCAGCUCCCUCUCUUCUUCCUGUUUCUAGGUUUCUAUGUGGUCACGGUGGUGGGGAACCUGGGCCUGAUAACCCUAAUUGGGCUGAAUUCUCACCUACACACCCCCAUGUACUUUUUCCUCUUUAACUUGUCCUUCAUAGAUUUCUGCUAUUCCACUGUUAUCACACCCAAGAUGCUGAUGAGUUUUGUCUUGAGGAAGAACAUCAUCUCCUACGCAGGGUGUAUGACUCAGCUCUUCUUCUUUCUUUUCUUUGUGGUCUCUGAGUCCUUCAUCCUGUCAGCAAUGGCAUAUGACCGCUACGCUGCCAUCUGCAACCCACUGGUGUACAUGGCCACCAUGUCUCCUCAGGUCUGCUUACUACUUCUGCUGGGUGUCUAUGUGAUGGGAUUUGCUGGGGCCAUGGCCCACACAGCAUGCAUGGUGAGACUGACCUUCUGCAGCAAAAAUCUGGUUAACCACUACAUGUGUGACAUCCUUCCCCUUCUUGAGCGCUCUUGCACCAGUACCUAUGUAAAUGAGCUGGUCGUUUUUGUUGUUGUGGGCAUUGAUAUUGGUGUGCCCACAGUUACCAUCUUCAUUUCUUAUGCCCUCAUCCUCUCCAGCAUCUUCCGUAUUCAUUCUACCAAAGGCAGGUCCAAAGCCUUUAGCACCUGCAGCUCCCACAUAAUUGCAGUGUCUCUCUUCUUUGGGUCAGGGGCAUUUAUGUACCUCAAACCAUCCUCUCUUUUACCUAUGAAUCAGGGGAAAGUGUCCUCAUUGUUCUAUACCAUCGUUGUGCCCAUGCUCAACCCGCUAAUCUAUAGCUUGAGGAAUAAGGAUGUCAAAGUUGCUCUGAAGAAAACAUUAAGGAAAAAACCAUUCUCUUGA
Messenger RNA from Mustela erminea (ermine), 936 nucleotides. RefSeq names its product olfactory receptor 145. The record is from RefSeq and is a predicted model, not a curated record. Lineage: Eukaryota; Metazoa; Chordata; Mammalia; Carnivora; Mustelidae. The transcript has a single exon. Gene Ontology annotation, cellular component: membrane. The coding region runs from base 4 to 936 and encodes 310 amino acids. Gene Ontology annotation, biological process: sensory perception of smell; G protein-coupled receptor signaling pathway. Gene Ontology annotation, molecular function: odorant binding; G protein-coupled receptor activity; olfactory receptor activity.